Priapulus caudatus is the source of this 2168-nucleotide messenger RNA. Its product is annotated as pyruvate dehydrogenase [acetyl-transferring]-phosphatase 1, mitochondrial-like. Gene Ontology annotation, biological process: protein dephosphorylation. Gene Ontology annotation, molecular function: cation binding; protein serine/threonine phosphatase activity. NCBI's taxonomy places the organism in Eukaryota, Metazoa, Priapulida, Priapulimorpha, Priapulimorphida, Priapulidae. The record is from RefSeq and is a predicted model, not a curated record. The transcript has a single exon. The annotation marks the transcript as partial.
GCACCGCCGCGACACAGCUGCCCGAAGCUGACCCCGCGCCAGGUCUCGAACAUUAUCCGUCAGAACGACGUCACCGCGGAACCGGACUCUCGCUGCGCCGUCAAGUACUUCGAGUACAACCAACUCGCCGCCAACCACCCGAUCGAGGACCGCCGCGCCGAGGCGAAGUGCCUCAAGACCCCCGGCAUGCUGUUCGGGAUUUUCGAUGGGCACGGCGGCACGGCGUGCGCACAGGCCGUCAGCGAACGUCUCUUUGAGUACGUCGCCGUCUCGCUGCUCCCGCAGGACGUCCUCGAGGACUGCUCUCGCGCGAUGAAAUCGGACGCGCUCCCCUUCGACCUCCUCGAGUGGUACCGCAACGACGCCGACUACACGAACAUCGAACUCGCGGGCGUCUACCGUCGAAGCCUCGAGCGUUACAUCGACGAGACGCUGUCGGCGAUGGACGUCGACGAAUUCGACAUGGCCGCCGCGCUCGAGAUGGCCGCUCUGCGUCUUGACGCCGACAUCGGACACGAGGUCCUAUCGAGCGGCGGCGGAGGGGAGAGGAUGCACGUGAAUCUGGAGAGCUUGGAGGCGGCGUUCUCCGGCUGCACGGCGUGCGUCGCGCACGUCGACGGGCCGCACCUCCACGUCGCCAAUGUCGGCGACAGCCGCGCCGUUGUCGGUUACCUCGACGACAACGACGCGUGGGCGGCGGCGGCGAUGUCGCGCGACCACUGCGCGGAGAACGCGGACGAGGUCGCGCGCGUGCGCGCCGAGCACGCAGUCGAGGAGCGCCACACGGUGAUCAAGAGCGAGCGUCUGCUCGGCGAACUCAUCCCGCUGCGCGCGUUCGGCGACUUCCGCUACAAGUGGUCGAAGGCGACGCUGCAGUCGAUGCUCGCCGACACGCGCCAGAGCCGGCUGCUCAUCCCGCAGCACUAUGCAUCACCGCCUUACCUCACCGCUCGGCCCGAGGUCGCCUACCGCCGCCUCACCGCCCGCGACAAGUUCCUCGUCAUGGCGACGGACGGCCUCUGGGAGCAGCUCGACUCGGAGAAGGUCGUGAGGCUCGUCGCGGAGCACGUGAGCGGUGCGCAGACUCUCGAUCCGUACGUGACGCACAAAGAGCCGAUCACGUUCGGAGAGGUGAACGGCGGGCUGCUCGCGCGCAAGACGGGGCUCGCGAAUCGCGCCGUCGACACGAAUGUCGCGUCGCACCUGAUCCGCAACGCGCUCGGGCUGACAGACCGCGGCGUCGAUCACGGCAAGCUGUCGAUGAUGCUCUCGCUGCCGGCGGAGGUGACGCGAAACUUCCGCGACGACAUCACGGUGACGGUGAUAUACUUCGACGGUGACUACCUCGCGCACAACUGAGUGAGCGGCUGCCUCCUCCCCCCCGCGCGCGUGCGAGAGAGAGGAAACGCCGUGUGUGGGAGGGAGGGGUGGCGCAGGGUUCAUUUUGCCGGCAUUUGGAAAGAUAUUGCGGGUUCGUUUCACUGGCAUUUGGGUGAAUGGCGUCGGAUUCUAUUGCCGAUAUUUGGACGAUUGGCGCAGGGUUGUUUUGAUGCCAUUUGGACGAACGGGGUUGGUUCGUUUUGCUGGCAUUUGGACGAAUGGCAUAGGUUUGUUUUGAUGGCAUUUGACCAUAUGUCGUGGGUUCCUUUCAACGGCAUUUGGACGAACAGUGUUGGUUAGUGUUGUCGGCAUUUCGACGAAUGGCACAGGGUUGUUUUGAUGCCAUUUGUGCAAUUGCUGCGCUGGGUCGUUUCAUCGCCAGUAUUCGGAUGAACAAUGCAGAAUCGUUUUGCCGGCAUUUGCGCGAACGAUACCCGAUUGUUUUGCCCGAAAUUAGGCGGAACAACACGGGAUUUUUCAUCGGAAAUUGAGCGAGCGAAACCGGACCCUUUCGCCUGGAAUUAGAAAAAUGCCGCGGCGUUAGUUCACCGGUGUUUCGGGCGAAAGACGGGCGAUUGUUUUGCCCAGCAUUUGCGUCAAACGUUGGAAGGCCGAAUGGCGGGCCUUUUCCUCUCGGAAAAACCUUACAGUAUCUUCACACCUCUAGGUGCUUUGAUCUUUUUAGGCUUUCACGCGACGUAGCGCGUAUUCCGCGAGUGUUAAUUAUAAACUGCUUGACCACGAAAAGCCUCAAAUUCUGCAUUUGCUCAAAGGAUAAUAAUUGCAUG